UUUAUGAAUACAAUAUGUUAACAACCACACAUGUGACCGCGGAUAGAUUUUGAUUACCUGUUCUGCAACUGAAUAGCUUGAACAACAGAGAUCGAACCUUUCUGCUUGCUCAAUAUUUUACAAAAUCUUCAUUCUUCUACUUGUUUACGGCCUAUAGUUGCGCGCCAUUUCGUGGAGGUGAACCUUCUCUCCAUAGCAUUCGCAGAGAUAGGCUUCUGUGGCGAGUGGCCCUCCGUAUUUGUUUUGGUUCGUUGCCUGCCGGCGAACUGAUCCGAAUCAUCAUUCUAUAGCUUGCUGCUAACAGCAGCUUACUCAUUCUGCUCAACACAGUUUAUCGAAACAAAAAUUAGAAAUUGUUGAUUGCCGAUUGAAGUUUAUCGAUAAUUAUAGCUGUAAAAUUAAGUUGCGUAUGGUCUAUUUGUCGAUCUGCUUUCGAAAUGAAGGUAACGCUCAGUACGGUGAACGGCGAUGUGUAUGUCCUCGAAGUUCCUGCCGACAUGGAACUCGAAAAUUUCAAGGCACUGGCCGAAUCUGAGGUCGGUAUCCCGGCUAACGAAAUUAUCUUGCUUCACAAUAUGCGGCCUCUUGUAGGAGACAAGCGGCCGCUGUCGGAGCAGGGCGUUUCCGAAGGGGAUAUAUUGCUCGUCAAUAGGGGUGGCACCUCCCAAGCAGCACCCGAACCAGAGUCAAUGGACUUAGGUUCCGUAAAUGUUGCAAAUCCUGCUGAGAUACGUGAUAGGCUUUUGGCGAAUCCUCCGCUGUUGACCGCCUUACGAAACGCCAACCCAUCACUUGCAGAUGCUGCUAUAGCUGGACUUGAACCAUUUACUCAAAUGUUAGACGAAGUAAAAAAAAAGGAAGCUGAACGAGCUCGGAUGCUCUCGGCCGAUCCGUUUGACCCAGAGGCGCAACAACUGAUCGCGGAACAUAUCCGACAACAAAAUAUUAACUCAAACAUGGAGGCUGCCAUGGAAUAUCAUCCUGAAUCGUUUGGUAUUGUCACGAUGCUGUAUAUCAAUUGCCGGGUGAAUGGGCAUCCGGUGAAGGCUUUCGUGGAUUCCGGGGCACAGUCAACCAUCAUCAGUUCGGCUUGCGCUGAACGGUGUGGAAUUAUGCGACUCGUUGAUCCACGCUGGGCAGGCAUUGCCAAAGGCGUUGGAACUCAAAAAAUCAUCGGACGCAUUCACCUUGUGGCGAUUGAGAUCGAGAAGGAUUACCUCAAUACGAGCUUCUCGGUUCUAGAAGAUCAGACAGUAGAUAUGUUGCUAGGCCUCGAUAUGCUCAAACGUCAUCAGUGUGUCAUUGAUUUGAAGCGCGAUUGUCUAGUGAUUGGAACAAGCGGCACUGAGACCCGAUUUCUUCCCGAGUCCGAAUUGCCUACUUGUGCACGUCUUGGCAUGGAACCAAUGAACGAGGGUGCACAAAAAGACAACAUGUCGGCAGGUGCUUUUGGAUCAUCAACAUCAGACGCUUCUACUUCCCAAGCGACGAGCUCCGUCGUAACACCGCGAAAAGAGUUACUAUCUGGCCACCAGGACAGUACCAACGGGGUGUUACACGACGAAAAGGUCGUAAGCGAAAUCUGCGCUAUGGGCUUCAAGCGCGAUGACGUGAUACAAGAGCUCACCGUUGCGAAAGGUGACAAAAACCGAGCAAUUGGUGCGCUCUUCGCGAAGUCGUUCGUCGUUCCGAAAUGAGCAUGCAGCAUAUCAUCACACGCCAUAAUUCACUACAGUGCUACGUUAUAAUACACUAUAAACCUGUAUAUAAUUCAUUUAAGAGUUGAGGAAGACUAUAUGAUGAAAUGUUGCGGUGGUCGAUGAGAUGGUCUAAUUGUGAACACUUCUGACCAAAACACUCUAAGCGAAUUGGAAGAAUACUAUCGCUGGUAGCAACGUGCGGCUGGCGGCAGAAACAAUUUGAAAAAUUCCAAUUCCUCCCAACGCUUAAUGGCGUCCUUAAUCCAUCAACAAACAAAUGAAUGUAUGUGAAACAAGAAAGCAAAUAUGCUCUUUUGUGUGCAUUGAUGGAGUGCAUCGAAUGCUUGAAGAAUGACUGAAUCGCUAGCGUUACUAAGUAUUAAUGAUACUACAUUCGCCAAGGUACGUGAUAUUAGCUGGUCUUGCUCACAGCUCCAUGGGUGCAUCUGUUGUCUCAUAUAUAUCUCAAUGAGUGCUCGCGUCGUCAAAACGGACGUGAUACGCCUAAAGUUAAAGAUGAAAUUAUUUAGGUCCAAAGAACUACGGAAUUGAUUUUUAUUGCACGUAUCACGAAAAAAAUAGUGGCAGCUUACCUAUAAUAGCAUGUUCGCUAUCCGCAACACUAUAAUUACAGAUCGGCCGCUGUCUGGCACGCUCCCUGAUAAUGAAUGAACUAGGUAUAAAUUUAUCACUAGAGAGGUUUUAUGGGGACACCAAAAGUGAGCCGUUCGAAAGUUUGAAAUAUUGAAGGUUGGAUAAAAUAGGAGUAUACAUAAGUACACAAAAUGGUAAUAAGAUAGAGAGGCUGAAUAAAUCAUGACAACAUGGGUAAAAAAGACUAUAUACAUACGGUAACAUUAGUGUUUAAAUGUUAAUUAUAUACGAUAAAUGCGUAGAAGAAAUCAUGGUACCGCUAGAAUGAAAUCGGAAGUUAAUCAACUUAGCUGAUUUCAUUGGUCAGUAUUGCACGGUAAACAUCUUAUAAGAUAAAGAGACAAUACAAAUAUAAUAAUGCAUAUAGAAAUGAUGACAGACUUUGAAACUCGAAAGCGAAGGUGGCCAAACAAAGGUGGGUUGAAAUAUACAUGCUCUUGCUUUGGCAGAGUUUUGGCUCCAAUAUCUUAGUUACUGUUUUAAUCGUCAAUCGUAAGCCUCUAAAUUUUGUGAAUUAUAUGUAUCUAGAUAAAAACUUGGUAUAAAAUGUAAGUGGUUUUUCAUGGAUACGACAGAAUAUGAUCGAACACUAGCAUAUGAACACAAUGAAUGACUGAACCAGGAGAAGAAUAAGCUUGCGAGGAUGAAACAGUUGAUAACUAAGUGAACGUCUGUUCCAUUAGAUGUCGAACUAGAUGAAUAGAGAAAAAUGACUGCGUCUGACUUUAAAAAUAUUGAGUUGUAGUAACCGUAUUCAUAAACGCGAUAUGAAUCAGUCUAUAUUUUAUUAUAUGAAGAAAGUUACAUUAGUUUUGGUAGUUACAGUUGUUCUUAAUUGUGUCUUAAACAUGUUGUGAAAUUUCGUAUGGCAAGUACUUGCAUUCUAUUCGAAUAGGUGCGGUAGUGUUGUGUUGAUUACUGGAAAAUCGUUUUGUGUGAAUUUUCUAUUUUGAUCAGCAAUAAAUAAGGUAGGUUGCGUUAUGUUAUUUCAUGUUAAUGUAGCGUUGAUAUUGGGAAGGAGACAAUGUACCUUGCACAUAUAACCCAGGAAAUGAUUGAAAUUUGUUCAUAAAUGGCGAAGCGGAUGUGGGCGUUAUCGACACGAAGGCGUGCACUCGGGCCGUUCCAGGCACCAAUAGGGCAUCGAAUGCGCCGCGACCUACCACGCACUAAAUCGAAAGCAGCGCCUGUAAAGCGCACCAGGACUCUACUGCAAUUAAUUUAGCUCUUGAGAAAGCACCAGAAACUCCUACAAACCUAACCUUGAAGACCUUUAACGAAUUUUCGCUCAGCGUCGUUUUUGACUUGUCUAGCUAACAAAUGCAAAUGGUGAAAAAAAGCGUGCACAAUGUGACUUGUACUUGAAAAUAGCAAAUAUUGUUUUGGAAUAAUUGAAUGCACACCUUAUUAGUUCUCUAGUGCUUCCCGCAGAUCGUUACCUUAUUCUCUCAGAACCAGAACAGUAUUUUCACUUCAGUACAAAUACCUUAGUAGCCGGUUGACAAGACCUUGUAAUGAAUUGGGCCGUAUCACAAUGUGUACGGCAAGUGCAACGAUUGAAUUAAAAAUAUAUAUUAAAAUACUACACUAUGUUCAGUAUUCCUUUUCUAGAAAGUAUAAAUUUAUACAUUUGCAAUAUAUCACUUUAUCAAUUGAGUACAUAUUCUUUGUAGCAGAAAGCCAUUUUGUCAAUGAUCAAAUGGGCAAGAACAAUAUUUGAUUGCGGACUACAUCAAAUUGAGAAUUUUGGCUUUUACAAUUGUUUUUUAUUCUCUGUAAAAUACUGUGUUUUAUAAUGUAUAAUAUUGGCACCGUGAGUGACACUCCAGCUCUAUGUCGGUUGUUGAGCUCACCUCCCACUAAAGUCGUAUCAAGCGCCGAGCAGGCUUUGAAGAUAUGGACAUUUAUAGUUAUUCAGGUGCUUAGCGCUCUUGCCUUCUAGACGUAAGCGACGCUGUACGACCAGUUUAUUGGAAAGAUUAGUACAACAUUUAAUAAGGGGGACAAAAUUCGGACCAGGUUUUCUUAUAAUGGCUCUCAUUGGUCGUACAAAUAACCGUCCUUGAUGCUAAUGAAGUUAAAAUAGGGUACACUUAGAGGACAUUUUUGUUUUUAACACGUUCAUACAAGCCAAUUGUAACAUUUUAUACGUUUGAAAUAUAUAUUUCAAUUUUGUAUUUAUGUGAUCCCUGUCAUUGAUUUCUUCUGCACAUCAAUUAUUCAAAAUAUGAUUUUGGGACUACUAGCUGAGCUCUCGUACACACAUACAUCGUCAUUAGAAACGUUAGUCUAUAUAGUGCUUUUCAUUUUAUUCGAUUUCCUAUUUUUUGCGAUUUAGUUUCGAAAGGAAUGAAUCGUAAGUCUGUCAAAUUAUAAUAGCCAAGUGCACGGUAUCUCUUU
Messenger RNA from Varroa destructor (honeybee mite), 4754 nucleotides. RefSeq names its product DNA damage inducible 1 homolog rngo (gene rngo). The record is from RefSeq and is a predicted model, not a curated record. NCBI's taxonomy places the organism in Eukaryota, Metazoa, Arthropoda, Arachnida, Mesostigmata, Varroidae. Gene Ontology annotation, biological process: proteolysis. Gene Ontology annotation, molecular function: aspartic-type endopeptidase activity; protein binding.